UUAAAUUUAUCGUGUGAGGUUGUAUUUUUUAUUCUUAGUUCAUGUUUGGAUGAUGCUAUGGAAAUAUGGUCUAUGCUUUUCUGUGGUCUAUUUUAGGUUAUAGAAAAAUUUCAUCACGAAGGGAAAAAAGUAAAGUAAAAAAUUUAAAAAGAAUGAGAGGAGUUUGAAGCAGUCUUCUCAGACUACGUGAUAAUUGCAACAGAUAAAUAGCAGAUAGAAACUGAAUCAUGAAGAAAAGCUAUCCCAUCUGUCGGCAUUUUUAAUCAAGUCCUUUAAAAAGUCGUGUCCAACAACAGAGAUUUAUAUGCUUAUUGAUUGAUAAUGGAUUGUGCCCGGAUGCUAUUUGUAAGUAAUUAUCGUUGAUGAAUAUUAUACUUUGCCUGCCGGAAAAGGAAGGAAAGUGGGGAUUGAUAGUCUGUUCGAGUCUUGAAAAUUGAAGAAAGCAACAAUAAGAGAGUCACUGCAGAUUGCUUGAUUGAUGGAGAUUUUGUCAGAUUAAUGUUGGAAAAUUUUGUCAGAAAAGAAUGUUAUGGGUAAUAUAAUACACCCUUCUAUACCAAUAGGGUGAACAGCGUGGACAGAUGACUUAUAUUUUAAACUGCCAUGUUUAAACUUCUUUUACCUUUAUGUGAAAUUGGAGCUGAAUUCUGAGAAGAAAUGCUUGACUAAUUGACACUGGUAAUCUCAGUUAGAAUAUGCCUUGCCGUUAGUUUCUGGUGAUUAUUUUCAAUAUAACUAACUUAUGUAUUGCAUAAAAUUCACAGUAUUUGUCUCCAUCAACCUUCUCAACUUUUAAGUUUUAACAAGCCAUCAGCUUUAUUUUAUACAAUGCACGUGCAUGUAAAAUUGGCAAUAUGUUGGACCUAAUAUUUUCUUUUAUAUCGGUUCUUACUGAAAGCAUCAAUUCAUGAAAAUUACAAAGUUCUUGUUUCAACUUUUUUUUCCCUGAUGAGUGUUCCUUCUUUCUUCAAGUAAUGGCAAAAACAAUAAUGCUUGGCAAUAUGAGUGUCCAGGGAGAAAAACUAGAGUUUCUAGAGUUUUAUUGAUACAAGCUGGAUCAGCUAGAGCAUUGUUUAAAAUGAUGAAUGGAACUGAACAUAUUCUGGGACUACAAAUUUGUAAACCAUAUCAGCAUAUGCUUUUUGAUGGAUUACAAGUAGUUAGCCGAUAUCAGUUGAAAAAAUUGGCGCAGAAGGUUAAGUGAUUGACCAAGUCAGUUUUACUAUUUUUAUGCUUUGGACAGAUUAAUAUAUCUGGUUUAGAUCGCUAGGUGUUAACUAAGUCAGACUUACUAUGUAUUUUGCCGCUUUGGACAGAUUAUCUUUGGUUUAGAUAACAAAGUGUAGCUACGUGGUGGUAAAUGAUGCAUUGCUGCUUUUUCAGGCCAGAUAAACUUUUUAGUGAAUUUCAGAACAGUGAAGAUACUUUUUUGGGUCUAAAAUUUCGUUGAGUUUUUUUUUUUGGUUGAGUGUUAUUUCUUCCUUUCCCACAACAUUGUCCAGACAUGCAGGAUGCAAUGUAAUUUGCUACAGUUCCUCUGUCAGAAUACAAAUAAUGAUUCUGAGCCAGUGAUCUCGGGUGGCUUUCAUGCUGUUGGAUUUUCAUAUGGAAAUCCUGAGAAGGCCAUUGAGACAAAGAACAAUGAUACUGACUCUGGUUUUCAUCCGCACUUCCCAGUGCCUGAGGGCUUGCUUUCAAGCGUGCCUCCAAAUGAGAAGGUGCAUCAGAUUAUUGCAAGAACUGCUAUGUUUGUCAGCAAACAUGGAGGCCAGUCAGAAAUUAUUCUAAGAGUGAAACAAGGGGAUAAUCCAACAUUUGGGUUUUUGAUGCCUGAUCAUCAUCUUCAUGCAUACUUCAGAUUUCUUGUUGAUCAUCAAGAACUUCUGAAACCUGGCGUUGAUGAUGGCAACUCAUCUGGAGACAAGAAUGAUAAUCAGGAGCUUGAUCAAACAGGUGGUGCAUUGUCUUUGCUAGGAUCUGUGUAUGGAUCUGGAGAUGAUGAUGAUGGAGCCACUGAUAAAAUCCCUGAAUUGAAAAGAAAUGAACGUGAGGAAGCCAUCAGUGAUGUAAAAACCUCUUCUUCUCAAGGAACAGAACAGGCGGAAUAUUCACUGAAUGUAAUCAAGAAGGAUGGAAGUACAACCAAGAAUUCCAUAUCUACUUCAAAAGAGAAAGUUCCUGUCAUAAAGAGAAAUCAUUCUAUCAAUACUGUGAAGGCUGCAACUACAACCAAGGCAAAAAAGGUUGAUGCCUUGGGAUCACUGUCCAUUGCAGCAGACAAGUCAUUGACUUCUAUGUCUAGUACAACUAAGAUUGAAAAACCAAUUGUGGAACCUCCGUCUGCCUUGAAGAGAGUUAUUGAGAAGAUAGUAGAGUUCAUCUUAAAGAAUGGCAAGGAGUUUGAAUCUGUUCUUGCUGAACAGGACCGUGCUCAUGGACGGUUCCCAUUUCUUCUGCCAUCAAAUCAAUACCAUCCUUACUAUGUAAAAGUCCUUCAAAAUGCUCAAGAGUCUAAGUCAAUGGGCAAGGGUUUCCUCCUUGAGAAACAUGAUCCAGUAGGUCGCACAGGGGACAAGAGAUCUGCUUCACUCAAAGAAGGUGACAAUGUUUCAGUUGGAUCAGUGGGUUCUGAUUUACCCCAUGACAUUGACCGGAAAGAGAAGUUCAAAAUGGUUAUCGGCAAAUCAAAGAAGGAUGGACAAGAACCAACUUCCAAAGACCCUCAGCCUCAGAUGGGAGUGAGUAUGGACGCCGCAGCCGCUGCAGCUAUUCUUCAGGCUGCUACUAGGGGUAUUAAAUAUCCGUCUUUUGAAAUUCUUACCAAGACCUCAAGUGGUAAUGAUGGUGGUCAUCUGUCUGGCCUUGGAAGUCUGCUUUCAUCCCAACCAGAGAGUUCCGUUCAGAAGUCAAAGCAGAAUGCGGAGGCUAGCGUUUCUGUCCCUGUUGCCAAGGUUAUUGCAGAGACUGCUGCUAUUGCUGCGGCUGGUGAGGCUGACUCCUCUGAAGCAUCUAUGUCGAAAGAGCAGAAGCUUAAGGCGGAGAGGUUGAAACGAGCAAAAAUGUUUGCGGCGAUGAUAAAAGGUGGAGCUGCACCACUGAAAAGCGAACCGGCACGAGGUGUAUCAGCUGAGCCACCUGGAUCUGGGAUAUCUGGUUCAGGUACUGAGAUUGGGAAUCUUGUUGGCAAAGAAAGGGAAGGAAGUUCUGUUCCACAGGAGGUUGAUUAUUCUGACAAAAGUCCCAAGUCUGAGGAGAAACUUUUUCAUGACAGCAUUGAACGGAGAUCCAAACGCAAGUACCGCUCAAGAUCCAGUAGACAUGAAGAAGAGGAAGAGAGAGAAGAUAAAAAGGAUCACAAACGAUCCAGAAAAAAACACCGGUCCCAUCGUUCAUCACACAGCAGCCGGGACCAGAACAGGCACAAGCACAAGAGAAGACACUCAUCCUCUAAGGACAAAGAUGCCAAGAGGACUAAGCAUGAUAGCUCCUCUGAUGAUGAUGAGUCUCAUCACUCAAAAGAUUAUCAUAAAUGUGAUAGUUCCUCUGAUGAAAAGCAUCAUUCCUCUGGGCGAUGGCAUAGAGAAAGUAACUUAUCUGACGAUGAACAUCAACGUUCUCGGCGGCAGCAUAGGGGUUAUAGUUCCUCUGAUGGUGAGCAUCGGCACCGACACAGAGCUGGAAAGCAUAGGAGUAGAUCUCAAGCUGAGAGAGAGAGAGACUUAGAAGAGGGGGAGAUAAAUAUGAAACCUGACCAGUCAAGAGCUAACAGGGAAGCUUCUGUUGAAUUAUCCAAAUCAUAUCGCCAUUCAAGGGAGCCAUCGCAACCAUCUGAAACAACUGAUGUUUCUGAUGAGCUUAGAGCCAAAAUCAGAGCCAUGUUGAUGGCCACCAUGUAAAUGCUAUAGGUUGACAAUUGCGUUAUUAAUGUCAAUUUCACUGUUCCAAUUGGCUCAA
Prosopis cineraria is the source of this 3954-nucleotide messenger RNA. RefSeq lists its product as uncharacterized. Bases 1512 to 3896 code for a protein of 794 amino acids. Gene Ontology annotation, molecular function: RNA binding. Gene Ontology annotation, biological process: RNA processing; mRNA 5'-splice site recognition. The transcript is spliced from 4 exons. Lineage: Eukaryota; Viridiplantae; Streptophyta; Magnoliopsida; Fabales; Fabaceae. The record is from RefSeq and is a predicted model, not a curated record.